Molecule: messenger RNA, 456 nt
Organism: Sclerotinia sclerotiorum 1980 UF-70
Lineage: Eukaryota; Fungi; Ascomycota; Leotiomycetes; Helotiales; Sclerotiniaceae
Exons: 2
Coding region: 1-456 (151 amino acids)
Source: RefSeq, a predicted model, not a curated record
AUGGCUGUUCCGCAUAGACAAGUUGACGAAUUCGGAGGAAGAGAUAUGCAUAAGCUCAUCGACCAAACCGUUAUCGAACUAGCUAGAAGAUAUCCCAACCACAUAGCCCUCGCUACAUCUGCCCUCGAAAAACAUGGGGACGCUCUCUUAAUAGCGGAGAAAGUUUCAACGCCUCAUCUUCCAGCAAAGAAAACAAAACGAGAAAUCGCACAUGUUCAUACAGAAGGAAAGAAUGUGGAUUAUUCAAUGCACGCAGUCCUCUCGCCCAAGGAUUGCAAAGAAGUAAUUGAGAAGGGAUGGGGUGAAAAAAUGACCUUGGCCGGCACAUUGAAAAUGCCUGCAGAGUAUCUGAUGAUAUAUACUCCAAGAUCAGAAUCAGAAUUGAAGGUCGUGAGAGAUAUCUUGGAGGCUGCGAUUGGGUUUAUGACGGGUGCGGCGAGACCUUUGGAAGAAUGA